This is a messenger RNA of Cyprinodon tularosa, 1203 nucleotides long. It is a transcript of the gene hvcn1, whose product is annotated as hydrogen voltage-gated channel 1. The record is from RefSeq and is a predicted model, not a curated record. Lineage: Eukaryota; Metazoa; Chordata; Actinopteri; Cyprinodontiformes; Cyprinodontidae. Gene Ontology annotation, cellular component: plasma membrane. Gene Ontology annotation, molecular function: voltage-gated proton channel activity. The transcript is spliced from 7 exons. Gene Ontology annotation, biological process: proton transmembrane transport. The coding region runs from base 327 to 1007 and encodes 226 amino acids.
AGAUCCGCCUCCAUGCCUCGGGGGCAGAUCUGUUUGUCUGUGUUCUGCUGCUUCUGCAGAAUCCGAGGCCGCCGGAUGUUUUCGCUCCGUCCUUCCAGCGGCCCACCGUCACUCCGAGGAUUCAGGAAAAGUUCGCUCCUGCAGAACCAGCAGAGAAAAAGUGAAGUUACUUCAUCAGAUGUUGUAAUCCUAGAAAAGGAGAAGUGAACUCUGAUUGUCUAAGGCGUGAAGAAACAUCCCUCACGGGCCGCAGGGAGCAGCUUCCUCUCCCUGACUUUAGCUCCUCUGAACUCCGCUGCUUUAUCUGCUGUGGGACGUCCUCUGCCAUGUCUCGGUACCUGAGGCAUUUCACAGCUGUGGGCGACCCACAGGUGGACCAGUGGGUGGAUGAGGAGCUGCAUGCUGACAGCGAGGAGCUGGGUCCGGCUACAGGCCAGUUCCCAGCAGCGCCCACCUUCAGGGACUCACUGAGGAGGCUCUUCACCUCCGACCGCUUCCAGAUACUGGUGGUGGCUUUGGUCGUCCUGGACGCCUUCUUCGUCAUGGCGGAGCUGCUGAUAGACCUGUCAGUCAUCAAACUGGACCACGGCCACAUUGCUCCUGAGGUGUUCCACUACCUCAGCCUGGCUCUUCUCACCUUCUUCAUGGUGGAGCUCUUUGGGAAGCUGUUUGUUUUCCGGCUUGAGUUCUUCUACCACAAGUUUGAGGUGUUUGACGCUGUGGUGGUGGUCGUGUCAUUUGUGUUGGACAUUGUCUUCAUCUUCCAUGAGGACGCCUUCGACGGCGUGGGUCUCCUCAUCCUGCUGCGACUUUGGAGAGUGGCCAGAAUCGUAAACGGGAUCUUGGUGUCGGUGAAAACCCGCGCGGACCAGAAGAUCCACAAGCUGAAGGAGAGUUAUGACCACCUGGUGGAGAGAGCCUCAGAGCUGCAGAGGAGGAACGACGAGCUGGUGCAGGAGAACCAGAGGCUGCAGGCUCUCCUGGAGAAACACGGCAUCCGAUCCUGACUGAGCUACAGCUGGAACCUCCUGUCAUCCCGGCUCCGAGGCGGAGGAUCGCUGUCGUUUUUCAGUAGAACUUCUGCAGGACUUUGGCCUGAAAUGUCGGCCAUGUUAAGUUUAAGAAUGUGGCCUGUAAAUAUGAUCUUCUUAUGAAUGGAUUGAACUUUCUUUAAAUUCUAAAAUAAAAACAUUCUACAUUUAA